This is a messenger RNA of Diabrotica balteata, 2623 nucleotides long. Lineage: Eukaryota; Metazoa; Arthropoda; Insecta; Coleoptera; Chrysomelidae. The record is from the annotation of a GenBank genome assembly.
GUCCAAACUACCUCAGGGAAACUUUUUCGUACAAUAGCUUUAAUUUAUAUGUGAACAGUACAUUUAAUAAGUAAGGUAAAGGAUUAGUGUUAUUUGAGAACAGUUGAAACUGUACUUGAGUUGCUAAAUAUCUAAACUGUAACUAAUCGAUCUCAAGACUAACUUUUAUUAAAAAUGAACUCUUCACCGAAUAAAUUGUCUGAUAAUCCUCAUGCCCAUUUGUAUAAAUGUAAAGAGAGGAAACAGUCACAGCAUGAAAGAAGAAUAAAAUUUCUUGCAGAACUAAAAGAAAAAAGAUCUAAAUGUGCAGACGAAAAUAGACAACUAUGUGAAACAUUUCUUUCAGAAAUUAAUGUUGAAAGUAGUAUGGAUGAAAGUGUAGAAGAAAAUACACAAAUAUGUGAUGCAACUAAAGAAAUUGAUAGUGAAAAUAGUAUGAAUGAAAGUGGUAUUGAGGAAACCCGAUGUGAAGAUAUGGAGAUUGAAAGUGGAAAAAAACGGAGAAGAUCUAUAAAGUUUAAACUUAUGUUAACUGAGUGGUUUCUUGAUAUUCCAGAUGAUUUAGAAGAAGAUUGGAUUGUCAAAUUUUGUCCCGAAGGUCUUCGUGUACUACUUAUUAGUGCACGUCAUAUCACAAGAUUUUAUAAUGGGAAAGGUAAAUUGGUUUUCAAAACAAAAACAAAGUUUCCUGGUGGAGGAAACUACAAUUCACGUGGGACUACAAUCUUAGAUUGUAUUUAUAAUAAACAAACUAGAACAAUCUUUAUAUUAGAUUGUCUAUAUUGGAAUUCUCUAUUUACAGUACCUAGUGAAGCUACAUUUAGGUUUUUCUGGCUGGCAGCCAAGUUUCAAGAAAUGCCAGAAAUGUCUGAUUGUGAACGCUCAAGAUAUAAAUUUAUUUUGAUGGAUAAUUUCCCUGCUGAAAGAAGUUUAAUUCAAGAAAAAAUGUUUGAUGUAUUGAAAAUACAAGAUAAAGAAGUCCUAUACGAUGGAGUGGUUUUUUACCACAAAGAAUCUGAAUACACUUUUGGAGACACCCCUCUAGCAACUUGGCUUCAUUCAUUUAUGUUACCUGAAAAACUUGGUAUAGAUAUUCCUGAAAUAUAUCAGCAAAAAAUGCCGACGGGUUACAUCAAUUUGGAGCAUUUUAUUGAGAAUAGGGAAAAGUUUAGAAAACAAAAAUGGCAGCAGAAUAAAAAAAAUAAAAAAGAAAGUAUGGAAACUUAAUACUGAAAAUCUUUAAUAUAAUGUUAGGGCAAAAGUAUAGAGAAAGUGCCAGUGAAGUUAGCUGCAAAUGAAACAUCAAAUUUGCGUUUGCGGUAUUGCCAUGUCCUUAUUAUGUAUAUGGUUUAUGCCUCAAAUAUGCUUUGAAACAGUACAUUUUUAUUAUAUUAUUUUAAGGAAUUGGGUAUUUUUUAAAUUUACAUAAAUCACGAACCAAUGAAUACUUGUUUCUAUUGAUAUUAGUUGCAGUUAGUUAUUAGAAAAAAAAUAUAAUUGGGCUGUGGUAGAUUAUCAAAUAAACUUGGCAAUACUGUUAAAACUUUCAAAACACUAGUUGUCAGAUUGCAACAGAUGUUCAGCAGAUUUCCAUUUUAUGACUAUUUUCUUAUAAUUUUGUAUACCUGAAUACUUUAAAUGGUACCAGAAUAAUUUAAAAACUAAGAAUUUAAAAGCUUAAAAAAUUAAAGUUUUUUUAAAUUAUAAUAAAUUAAUAAAACUUCUUUUAAAAACUUAAAAAUAAUGUUUAGUAAAAUUAAUUAACAUUAUAUGGCAUGCUCUUUGGUGAUUUAUUAAAAUGACAUGGCAACACUGCCAAAUGCAAAACUUUUCCUCAUUUGUAGCUAAAGCUAACUUCACCAGCACUUUCUCUAUACUUUUGCCAAUGUUAGAAUUUUUACAUUAUUAUUUAUGUAUAUAUUAUACAUUUUGACUGACAAAUGUUUUUAUUAUUUAAACAUGAAUGUACUGAUAAAUAUGGAAAGAUGCAAUUGUUAAUAUAAGUUCAGAUUUAAUGUUGAGAAUAAAACAAAUUUAUCUGUCCCUAUUCUUAUGUGAGUUUACCCUAGAUAUUUCUUGUGGAACAAAUUUAAGUGAUACUUCCCUAUUGCCAUUACUUUUUACUCAAAGUCCCUCUCCACAUUAUGUUGUCUCUUCUUUUAAGAGCUUGGUUUUAUUUAUGAUAUUCUAAUUUUAAUAGUUCAGUAUAAAAAUAGCAUAAUGAAAAUAUAUAGGAAUUUUUUCAGUCCUGAUUUAUAUGACUAUGAUUAGUGUUUAUAUUAAUUUUAAAAAAUUAUAUAUUAUAACUGUAUUUUCAAGUAGUAGGUCAGUUGUAGUAAAUAUAUAUUAAUUAUAUUAUAAUUGUGAGUUUAGCUAUUAUAAAAUUAUAGUUUAUAAAAGACUACUACAAAUGCAGGUCCCAAAUGAUAAUAUAAUAACAGCUUUUGCCAAAAGAUCAUGUCUGCUAUUUCCUUUCUAAAGUAUUCACCUCAGUAUCAUAAUUCUCCAAAAACAUAUUCCAAUUGUAUUACUUCAUUAAAAUGUGCAACAAAAAUACAUCUAAAUCCACAAAAAAAUAACUCUUACAAUGUAAUCUGAAGAGACAGGUAACGGGUACAAAAAC